Cynara cardunculus var. scolymus (artichoke) is the source of this 823-nucleotide messenger RNA. RefSeq lists its product as uncharacterized. Bases 349 to 561 code for a protein of 70 amino acids. The record is from RefSeq and is a predicted model, not a curated record. The transcript is spliced from 4 exons. Lineage: Eukaryota; Viridiplantae; Streptophyta; Magnoliopsida; Asterales; Asteraceae.
AAUCUCAAUCGGCCUUCAAUUUGUCCUCCCUCACUCCCUCGACUCUCGCUCUCGCUCUCGCCUCGCUCACGGAAAUCACGAACAAAGCCGAUUCACGAAUCCAAAUCGCAAUCGGCCUUGACUCAAUCGGCUCUCACUCUUACUCUUACUCUCACUCUCUGCCUCUCUUGAGUCUCGACUAUCGACCGCCGACAGCCGACCGGCUCUCGGCCUCUCGCUCUCGCUCUCGCAUCUUAACUCUUCCUAGGUACAGUAAAAGAGGUAGAGGAAAGUAAUUUGCUGCAGAAAUUAUCAGAAGCUUGCAUUGUUGAUUUCUCUUAGAUUGACUCUUCAACUGCACAAGAAGAAAUGAAGAAAGGAAUUCACCCUCAGAUGCAAUGGAUCUCAUAUGUGACCCAAAGUGGCCGGCUGAUGCAUGUUAUGAUGACCAAAAUACACCAGGCUGGAAAAGUUUAUCAUUUCAGAGCAAGACGGCAGAUGGCUGAAAGUGUUGGUCAGGUUGCUAAGUUCAAGCGUCGCUAUGGACAAAUGGAAGAGGAAAAAGAAGACGAGACCAAGUGAACCAGUAUUCAUGGGUUUGACAUCCAGAUUUACUUAUGUCAGCAAGCCAGGGGCAUUCAUGGAAACAACAGCUCAAUCUUUUGGGGCAGAGCAUAAAGGCCAAGUCUACAUACAUCCCACCCUUCUCAAACCUUACCUUCAGUUUGGUUUUGGUCUGUAUUUUUAAGUUUUUACAAGAGCAAACUGUUUUUAACCGGUGCAAGUCAGAUGAAGGUCAUUGAGCUAAAAUUUUCUUAGGUCAUGGUCCUAAUAAAAGCCUCAU